AACUAAAAGAUAAGGAUUAAUGAGUACUCCGCAAUAGAGUAACUUUCUCUCUCCUCAGACGCGAAACCUGUGUUCUUCAGUCUGCAUCUCCUUCUUCCUCCUCCCGCAUCAUCCUCCUCCUAAAACCCUAACAACAAAAGCAGCGAUCUUUUAGUUGGUAGUUCUAUAUAUAGUCGGCGCCGCCUCCUCCAACCACCUCUCCUCCGCCGCUGCUGCCGCUGCUAUUCCCGGUAAUUAUCUACAAAUCGAUAUUUCUGUCAAUUUUAUUUGAAUUUAAUUGAUUCAAAGAUGCAAUUUUCUGAGUUGUUCAAUAUAUUCUGGGGUGAGUUUGAUUUGGUGUUGUGAAAUUCGUACUGUACUUUUUUUGAUAUGUUUCAUCGUUGAUCGAAUCGAACAUAGUGAUUGAAAACCCUAAUUGAAAAAAACCCUAAUUCUGGUAGUGAAUUAAUUGGGGAUGUCUGCAAAUCCGAACAAUAAUCAACCCAAGAACAUUGGGAGACCAAUGUCAUCCCCAUUUGGAAAUACUGGGAUGGUAAACCCUAAUUUGCCCCCUAAUUACAACCCAUCGUCAUCAUCAUCUUCCCAACCUCAACCCCAACCCCAAAAUCAACCUCAUCAAUUAGGGUUUGGGUUUCAGAAUCAGUUCCAAUUAGCCCAAGCCCAAGCCCAUGCCCUAGCUCAAGCGCAGUCGAAAGCUGCUGCUGCUGCACAUGCUCAUCUUUUACAAGCUCAGGGUAUGUCCAUGAAUCAGUCACAAGCUAUGGGGAUGAUGGGUAAUUUGGGUGGUGGUGGUGGUGGUUCAUCACCUUCAAUGUCAGGUGCUGGGAAUUUGAGUGGUGUUAAGAGGGUCCCACAGAAACCCCCCGUUCGGCCCCCGGGACCCACGGGUGGUGGUGGUAUUAACAUGAUGUCCCCACCUAUGAAGAACAUGAUGGAGCUUACACCGGCUUCCGCUGCUAGGAGGAAGAAGCAGAAACCGCAAGAAAAGCAUUUGAGUGAGAGAAUUGCUCCUAUAUUGCCUGAAUCUGCUUUGUAUACUCAACUUCUCGAGUUUGAAUCCCGUGUUGAUGCUGCGUUGAUGAGGAAGAAGGUUGAUAUUCAAGAGGCUUUGAAAAACCCGCCUUCUGUUCAGAAAACUCUUCGGAUUUACGUGUUUAACACUUUUGCAAAUCAAAAUCAGAGUCAGUCUAUGCCGAAGAAGGACCCACCUACUUGGACUUUAAAGGUAAUAGGGAGGAUAUUGGAGGACGGGAUUGAUCCCGAACAGCUUGCUACCAUGAAACCAAACCCGAUGUACCCAAAGUUCUCUAAUUUUUUCAAAAGGGUUACCAUUGCAUUAGAUCAGAGGUUGUACCCUGAAAACCAUUUAAUAGUAUGGGAAAAUUCCCGGUCAUCUGCACCGACAGAGGGUUUUGAGGUGAAAAGGAAAGGGGAUAAAGAAUUUACAGUGAAUAUUCGGUUUGACAUGAACUAUUUACCUGAGAAAUUCAAACUUUCACCACCUUUGACUGAACUUCUGGGUAUAGAAGCUGAAACUCGCCCGAGAAUUAUAGCAGCAAUCUGGCACUAUGUUAAAGCAAGAAAGUUGCAGAACCCAAAUGACCCAUCCUUGUUUAAUUGUGACCCGCAACUUCAAAAGGUAUUUGGAGAAGAAAAGAUGAAAUUCACCAUGGUUUCUCAGAAGAUAUCACAGCAUUUGACCCCACCACCACCGAUACAGGUGGAACAUCCAAUCAAGCUUUCGGGAAUUUCCCCUUCUGGAAAUGCUUGUUAUGAUGUAUUGGUGGAUAUACCUUUCCCGAUACAGAGAGAGCUAUCCAUGUUGCUGGCAAACACCGAGAAAACUAAGGAGAUUGAGGCUUGUGAUGAGGGAAUUUGUGCUGCUAUAAGGAAGAUUCAUGAGCACCGUAGAAGGAGAGCGUUCUUUCUAGGGUUUAGUCAGUCACCCGUGGAAUUCAUUAAUGCGUUGAUAGAAUCGCAAAGCAGAGAUCUCAAGGUUGUUUCUGGAGAAGCUAGUCGUAAUGCAGAACGAGAACGUAGAUCAGAUUUUUUCAACCAACCAUGGGUUGAGGAUGCCGUUAUUCGCUACUUAACUCGCAAACCAGCCAAUGCACCUGAUGGUCCUGGAAGCACAUAAACAAGGUGGUUGGUUAGAUGAGCUAUAUAGAACUGAAACUGCUGGUUAGCCUCCUCUUCAAAGUUCGGAGCUUUUCGUGUUACUCCAUUGUGUAACUAUUUGUUGUAUCUUAAUGUUAUAUCAUUAACUGAUAAGGUCACAGUUUGCAUCUUAUUUGCCCAUUUGGUGCAUAUCUGAAAUUGAGCUUUUUGCUUGUGUA
This is a messenger RNA of Spinacia oleracea (spinach), 2336 nucleotides long. RefSeq names its product SWI/SNF complex component SNF12 homolog. Bases 455 to 2137 code for a protein of 560 amino acids. The record is from RefSeq and is a predicted model, not a curated record. NCBI's taxonomy places the organism in Eukaryota, Viridiplantae, Streptophyta, Magnoliopsida, Caryophyllales, Amaranthaceae. The transcript is spliced from 2 exons.